GCGAGGCGGAGCGAGCAUGGCGGGGCCCCGGGCGGCUCCGCUGCCCCUCAUCCUGCAGCUCACCAGCCUGGCCUUGGUCUCGGCGACGGGCAGAGGUGGGGCCAUCCUCAGGGAGCCCCCUGAGCUUGCUGACAUCCACGACAACGGGCAGCAGGGGCCUGUCCUCGCCUCAGCCCCUGCUGGGGCCCCCCACAAGCAGGGGCGCCCCCUGGAGGAACGGCUGGGAAGGCUGGAGGCCCAGAUGAUGGCGCUCAGAGAGCAGAACAAGGAGCUGCAGGUGAGGGUGAGGCGGCUGGAGUCCUGUGAAUGCCGCCCCGCUUCUGCCCAAUGCUGGGGACUGGGGCGGGCCUGGCCCGAGGGCGCUCGCUGGGAGCCUGACACCUGCACAGCCUGUGUCUGCCGGGACGGGGCUGUGCACUGUGAGCCCAAGCCCGACCUGCCCCAUUGCCAUGGCUGCAGCCACAACGGUCAAGCCUAUGGCAAUGGGGAGACCUUCUCCCCAGACGCCUGCACCACCUGCCACUGCUUGGGAGGGGCCGUAAACUGUACCCAGAAGCCUUGCCCAAGGGGACCCUGCCCGGAGCCGGGAGCAUGCUGUCCACACUGUGAGCCAGGCUGCCCUGGAGGCCACAGGGCUGGGGAAACGUGGCAUCCAGAGCCCUGUGUCAUCUGCACCUGCCAGGCAGGGACCGUGCGGUGCCAGGGGCCCUCAUGCUCAGAGCUCAACUGCCUGGAGAGCUAUACCCCGCCUGGGGAGUGCUGCCCCGUCUGCCGGCCAGGCUGUGAAUAUGAGGGGCAGUCCUAUGAAGAGGGGGCCAACUUCCUGUCCAGCUCCAACCCUUGUCUCCAAUGCUCCUGCCUGAGCGGCCUGGUUCGCUGUGUGCCCAUGAAGUGUCCGCCCAGCCCCUGCCCUGAGCCGGUCCCAAGGCCUGGGCGCUGCUGCCCGACCUGCCAAGGCUGCACAGAAGGUGACUCUCACUGGGAGCAUGGCCAAGAGUGGACUGCUCCUGGGGACCCGUGCCGGAUCUGCCAGUGCCUGGAGGGCCACGUUCAGUGCCGCCAGCAAGAGUGCACCAGCCUGUGCCCGUACCCUGCGCGGCCCCUGCCAGGCACCUGCUGCCCGCUGUGUGAUGGCUGUUUCCUAAACGGGCGGGAGUACCACAGCGGAGAGCCGGUGGGCUCUGGGGACCCCUGCUCACACUGCCGCUGCGCUAAUGGGAGCAUCCAGUGUGAGCCUCUGCCCUGCCCACCUGUGCCCUGCAGACACCCAGGCAGGAUCCCUGGGCAGUGCUGCCCAGUGUGUGACGGCUGUGAGUACCAGGGACACCAGUAUCAGAGUGAGGAGACCUUUAGACUCCAAGAGAGUGGGCGCUGCAUCCGCUGCUCCUGCCAGGCUGGCGAGGUCUCCUGUGAGGAGCAGGAGUGCCCAGUUGCCCCCUGCACGCUGCCUGCCUCUGGCUCCCAGCUCUGCCCAGCCUGUGUGCUCGAUGGAGAGGAGUUUGCCGAGGGGGUCCAGUGGGAGCCUGAUGGUCAGCCCUGCACGGCCUGCGCCUGUCAUGAUGGCGUGCCCAUGUGUGGGGCGGUGCUCUGCUCCCCAGCCCCCUGCCAGCACCCUACCCAGCCCCCCGGCGCCUGCUGCCCCAGCUGUGAGAGCUGCACCUACCAGGGCCAAGUGUACGCCAACGGGCAGAACUUCACAGACGCAGAUAGUCCUUGCCACACCUGCCGCUGCGAGGAGGGGACUGUGAGGUGCUCCUUGGUUGACUGCCCUCCCACAACUUGUGCCAGGCCCCAGAGUGGACCCGGCCAGUGCUGUCCCAGGUGCCCAGUCAGAUAUAUUUGCAUAUCGUUCUGUAUAAAGCAGGUUCAUGCAACAAACAUUUUGGUCUGGCAUGCGGAGACUGGUGCUGGCAUGCAAUGUGACCCGAGUCCUGCCUUGGUGGAGAGUCUGUGCCAGGACUGCAUCCUGGAGGAACGAGUAUUUGUGGAUGGCGAGAGCUUCUCCCACCCCCGAGACCCCUGCCAGGAGUGUCAAUGUCAGGAAGGCCAUGCCCGUUGCCAGCGUCGGGCCUGCCCCAGGGCCCCCUGUGCCCACCCGCUGCCUGGUCCCUGCUGCCAGAAUGACUGCAAUGGCUGUGCCUUUGGCGGGAAAGAGUACCCCAACGGAGCGGACUUCCCUCACCCCUCCGACCCCUGCCGGCAGUGUCGCUGUCUGAGCGGCAGCGUGCAGUGCCUCGCCCGCCGCUGCCCUCCGCUGCCCUGUCCCGAGCCGGUCCUGCUGCCCGGAGAGUGCUGCCCGCAGUGCCCGGCCGCCUCCUCGGGCUGCCCGCGGCCGGGCGGCGGGGUCCCGGCCCGCCACCUGGAACAUUUCUCCUUGCCCGACGACCCCUGCCGCCUCUGCCUCUGCCUCCACGGCUCCGCGUCCUGCCAGCGGCUGCCCUGCCCGCCUGCGCCCUGCGCCCACCCGCGCCAGGGGCCCUGCUGCCCCUCCUGCGCCGGCUGCCUGUACCAGGGGAAGGAGUUUGCCAGCGGGGAGCGCUUCCCUGCACCCAGUGCCGCGUGCCACCUCUGCCUCUGCUGGGAGGGCAGCGUUAGCUGCGAACCCAGGACUUGUGCACCUGCUCAGUGCCCCUUUCCUGCCAGGGGUGAUUGCUGCCCUGCCUGUGACGGUUGUGAGUAUCUAGGGGAGUCCUACCUGAGCAGCCAAGAGUUCCCGGAUCCGCGAGAGCCCUGCAAUCUGUGUACCUGCCUCGGAGGCUUCGUGACGUGUGGCCGCCGGCCCUGCGAGCCCCCAGGCUGCAGCCUCCCGCUCACCCCGGCUGGACACUGCUGCCCGACCUGCCAGGGAUGCCUCUAUCAUGGGGUCACUGCAGCCCCCGGAGAGACCCUUCCUGACCCGCUUGACCCCGGCUGCUCCCUCUGCACCUGCCAGGAAGGUUCCAUGCACUGCCAGAAGAAGCCAUGUCCUCCAGCUCUCUGCCCCCAUCCCUCUCCAGGACCCUGCUUCUGUCCUGUUUGCCACAGCUGCCUCUCCCAGGGCCAGGAGCACCAGGACGGGGAAGAGUUUGAGGGGCCCCCAGGCAGCUGUGAGUGGUGUCGUUGUCAGGCCGGCCAGGUCAGCUGUGUGCGGCUGCCAUGCCCUCCUCUGUCCUGCCCGCUCCAGGUCACAGAGCAGGCCAGUUGCUGCCCUCGCUGCAGAGGCUGCCUGGCUGAUGGGGAGGAGCACCCUGAAGGCAGUAGCUGGGUGCACCCUCAAAGCCCCUGCUCCUCCUGCAUGUGUCAUGAGGGCAUCGUGACCUGUGCUCACGUCCAGUGUGUCAUCUCCUGUGCCCGGCCCCACCAAGGGCUCAACGACUGCUGCCCUCGAUGCUCUGACUGUGAGCAUGAGGGUCACAAGUAUGAACCAGGGGAGAGCUUCCAGCCUGGGGCAGACCCGUGUGAAGUGUGCAUCUGUGAGCUGCAGCCUGAGGGACCCCCUAGCAUUCAGUGUCACCGGCGGCAGUGUCCCAGCCUGGUGGGCUGUCCCACCAGCCAACUCCUGCCCCCUGGGCCCCAGCACUGCUGUCCCACCUGUGCCCAGGCGCUGAGUAACUGCACAGAAGGCCUGCUGGGCUCCGAGCUGGCCCCACCUGACCCUUGCUACACCUGCCGGUGCCAGGACCUGACAUGGCUCUGCAUUCACCGGGCCUGUCCUGAGCUCAGCUGUCCCCCAUCAGAGCGCCAUACCCCGCCUGGGAGCUGCUGCCCCGUGUGCCGAGAAUGCGUGGUGGAGGCCGAGGGCCGGAGCGUGGCGGAUGGAGAGAGCUGGCAGGACCCUAGCAACGCUUGCGUUACUUGCACCUGCCAUCGGGGCCACGUGCAGUGCGACCUGGAGGAGUGCCCCGCCCUCUCCUGCCCCCACGGCUGGGCGAAGGUGCGAGAGGCCGGCCGCUGCUGUGAGCGAUGCCAAGCCCCCGCCCAGUCGUGCGCACACCAGGGCCGGGCGGUGGCCUCCGGGGAGCGCUGGGCCGUGGACGUUUGCACCACCUGCUCCUGCGUGGCCGGCACGGUGCGCUGCCAGAGCCAGCGCUGCCCGCCGCUCUCCUGUGGCCCCGACGAGGCCCCCGCCCUGAGUCCCGGCAGCUGCUGCCCCCGCUGCCUGCCUCGACCCGCCUCCUGCACGGCCUUCGGAGACCCUCAUUACCGCACCUUCGACGGCCGCCUGCUGCACUUCCAAGGCAGCUGCAGCUAUGUGCUGGCCAAGGACUGCCGCGGAGCGGACUUCAGCGUGCACGUGACCAACGAUAACCGGGGCCGGAGGGGUGUGGCCUGGACCCAGGAGGUGGCGGUGCUGCUCGGAGACGUGGUCGUGCGGCUGCUGCAGGGCAGAGCGGUCACGGUGGACGGGCGCCCGGUGGCCUUGCCCUUCCUACAGGAGCCGCUGCUGUACGUGGAGCUGCAGAGACGCACGGUGAUCCUGCACGCCCAGGCAGGGCUCCAGGUGCUGUGGGAUGGGCAGUCUCAGGUGGAGGUGAGCGUGCCUGGCUCCUACCGGGGCCAGAUGUGUGGGCUCUGUGGGAACUUCAAUGGCUUUGCCCAGGAUGAUCUGCAGGGCCCUGAGGGGUUGCUCCUGCCCACAGAGGCUGCCUUUGGGAACAGCUGGCAGGUCCCAGAAGGGCCGGGACCUAGCCGGCCAUGUUCCAAGGGCCGCGAGGUGGAUCCGUGCAGGGCAGCAGGUUACCGAGCCAGGCGUGAGGCCAAUGCCCGGUGUGGGGUGCUGACGUCUUCCUCAUUCGCCCGCUGCCAUGCUGUGGUGCCGCCGGAGCCCUUCUUUGCCGCCUGCGUGUAUGACCUAUGUGCCUGUGGCCCCGGCUCCUUGGCUGAUGCCUGCCUCUGUGACGCCCUGGAGGCCUAUGCCAGCCACUGCCGCCGGGCGGGGGUGACGCCUGCCUGGCGGGGGCCCACACUCUGCGUCGUGGGCUGUGCCCUGGACCGUGGCUUCGUAUUCGAUGAGUGUGGCCCGCCCUGUCCCCGCACCUGCUUCAACCAGCACGUCCCCCCAGGGGAGCUGGCAGCCCGCUGUGUGAGGCCCUGCGUUCCUGGCUGCCAGUGCCCUGCAGGCCUGGUGGAGCAUGAGGCCCACUGUGUCUCACCCGAGGCCUGCCCCCCCAUCCAACUCACUGGGGACCAGCCCCCCAGGCCUCUGCCCAGCCCCAGCCAGUAGCCUCAGGGGGCACCCGGAGCCAGGAUGACACCAGGACUCAUCGGGUCAAAAGCCUCCCCUUGGAGAACGGCUCCCGCCGUGGCCAGAGCGUGGAAAGAGUACCCUACCCAGGCACCGGGAGCCUGGGCCUAUGUCCCACAAAGACCUCACUGUGUUCAGUCAGAAGCAGUAAAACUGGGGGCUCUCC
Zalophus californianus (California sea lion) is the source of this 5390-nucleotide messenger RNA. RefSeq names its product kielin cysteine rich BMP regulator (gene KCP). Gene Ontology annotation, molecular function: protein binding. The record is from RefSeq and is a predicted model, not a curated record. The transcript has 43 exons. The coding region runs from base 17 to 5203 and encodes 1728 amino acids. Lineage: Eukaryota; Metazoa; Chordata; Mammalia; Carnivora; Otariidae.